AAACAUAAGUGGAAAUUAACAUGUGAGAUUAAAAUUUUUCUUGAAUCGAUAUGUUAUGAUCGAUCAUAUAUCGAUGUUUUUACGAGUAUCGUUAAAUUAAUUCUCAUAGAAUGUUAGAAUGAUUCGGAAAUGAUCGGAUCAUCUUUAAAUGUGAAAUCUUUCAAGUGGUUGUCAUUGUUUCAAGUUUUAACAUCAUCCUUAUUGAUUCUUUUUAUCGUGUAGUAGUGUGUGACGUCUAAACAGUGCGUAUCGUAAACUUGAAAGUUUGGUUAAGAAAAAGUCCUGUAGUAUGCCACAAUUUCAUAGAAUUGAAAUUAAUAGGACGGAAUGGGAGGUACCAGAAAGAUAUCAAAUGCUUACUCCCGUAGGUUCGGGAGCUUAUGGUCAAGUUUGUUCUGCAGUAGAUACAACAACCAAUCAAAAAGUUGCUAUAAAAAAAUUAGCUAGGCCUUUUCAGUCAGCUGUACAUGCAAAGCGUACAUACAGAGAGUUACGUAUGCUAAAACAUAUGAAUCAUGAAAAUGUAAUCGGUCUAUUAGAUGUGUUCCAUCCAUCUUCAUCAUUGGAAGAUUUUCAACAUGUCUACCUAGUCACACAUCUGAUGGGAGCAGAUCUCAAUAACAUUGUUAGAACACAAAAACUUUCAGACGAUCAUGUGCAAUUUCUUGUAUAUCAAAUUCUCCGAGGUUUAAAGUAUAUUCAUUCUGCGGGUAUUAUUCAUAGGGAUUUAAAACCAUCAAAUAUAGCCGUAAACGAAGAUUGCGAAUUAAAAAUCUUGGAUUUUGGUUUGGCCAGACCUACAGAGAAUGAAAUGACAGGAUAUGUUGCUACUCGAUGGUACAGGGCUCCAGAAAUUAUGUUAAACUGGAUGCAUUAUAAUCAAACAGUUGACAUUUGGUCAGUUGGUUGUAUAAUGGCAGAAUUACUUACCGGAAGAACUUUAUUUCCAGGAACAGAUCAUAUUCAUCAACUGAAUUUAAUAAUGGAAAUUCUGGGUACCCCACGCGAUGAGUUUAUGCAAAAAAUAUCAUCGGAAUCGGCCAGAAACUAUAUACAAAGUUUACCGCCCUUGAAGAAAAAAAAUUUUAAAGAUGUAUUUCGUGGGGCUAAUCCUUUAGCAAUAGAUUUGCUUGAAUUAAUGUUGGAAUUAGAUGCUGAAAGGAGAAUAACAGCGGAACAAGCACUAGCUCAUCCAUAUCUUGCACAAUAUGCAGAUCCAACAGAUGAACCAGUAUCAUUACCGUAUGAUCAAAGUUUUGAGGAUAUGGAAUUACCUGUAGAAAAGUGGAAAGAACUUGUUUAUCAUGAAGUGAUCAAUUUUGUACCUCAAACAUUACCUGCGCUAUCCUCGACUAUUGAAGCAGCUACGUAGAAUUUGACUAAUAUAGGGUAACAAUUUUAAGCACAUUGUAAGAUAAUACUAAUAUGGAAGAUUUAAAUUAUAUAUAUAUAUAUAUAUA
This is a messenger RNA of Polistes canadensis, 1460 nucleotides long. RefSeq names its product mitogen-activated protein kinase 14B-like. The record is from RefSeq and is a predicted model, not a curated record. The transcript is spliced from 10 exons. Gene Ontology annotation, biological process: protein phosphorylation; intracellular signal transduction. Gene Ontology annotation, molecular function: ATP binding; MAP kinase activity. Gene Ontology annotation, cellular component: nucleus; cytoplasm. The coding region runs from base 290 to 1372 and encodes 360 amino acids. Lineage: Eukaryota; Metazoa; Arthropoda; Insecta; Hymenoptera; Vespidae.